Messenger RNA from Dentiscutata erythropus, 558 nucleotides. Lineage: Eukaryota; Fungi; Glomeromycota; Glomeromycetes; Diversisporales; Gigasporaceae. The record is from the annotation of a GenBank genome assembly.
AUGUCUUACUAUAAUAAUUCUCAAAUUAAUGAAUCUAUUAUUGAUUCUGAACUUUUUGAAAAUGAGUCUGAUAACACUAUUACUAGUGAUUUUGAUGAAACAAUUACUUAUAGUGAUGUUGAAAACAUUUUAAAUAAUGUUACCAAUAAUGAAAUAAGUAAUAUUGAUAAUUCUAUGAAUGAUGAUAAUGAUAAUAAUGAUGAUAAUAUGAGCGAUGUUGAGGAUACUAAUAUUAAUUCUCUCGAAAAUUGUAUUCUUACUACUUCUGGACCUACUAUUUCUUCUCCAGUUAGACUUGGUCCUUCUUAUUCUUUAUUACAAUAUUUAGAAACUUUUCUUUUACCUGCAACUGUAGAUAAUUUUUCAUUAUCUGAUAUUAAAAAUGCUUUAUCUAAUUCUUCAUCAGAUAAUGCUUUUGAUAAUGCAGGAAAUUUUAUUUUUCCACAAAUUAAUUUUUCAAAUUAUGAACUAAAUUUAUCUAAUAUUUUAUAUAAAUUUGACUUAGAUUCUUUUUUAUUAAAUAUACAUUCUUUAAAUAUUAUUAAUGCUCCUAUUUAA